Messenger RNA from Maudiozyma saulgeensis, 1848 nucleotides. The record is from the annotation of a GenBank genome assembly. NCBI's taxonomy places the organism in Eukaryota, Fungi, Ascomycota, Saccharomycetes, Saccharomycetales, Saccharomycetaceae.
AUGAACUCACCUAAUAUGAGAUCUGAGCAACUAACUCCAAAAAUGUCGCCCAUUUCAUUAUGUUUAGACGAUCCCAAGAAUAGUUCUGCCUUUCAAUCGUUAUUAGCAUCUCCUACAAAAUUGAAUUUAGAUAAUACAAGUGGAUUCUAUUCAACAUCCUUAUCGAAAUUGAAUGAUUAUGCUAGAUCAGGUCGUUCUAGAGAAAGGAGAGAUUCCGAAACUUUUAGAUCAAUAUCACCUAUUAGGUUCAAUCUAGCCACUUCAAAUAACAACAAUAAUGCUUUGGGACCUAAAAUGUUAAAAUCUGAAUAUUUAACACAAAAGAAAACAAACUUACCAUUAUUAUCUACUCUAUUGAAAUCUGCUGCGUCAACAAAGGACACUAAUCGUAAAUCUGCAACGACGAAUGCAACUUCAUCAUCAUCGAUUAAUAUUACAGAUAAUUCAAUGUUAAUUAGAGAGACUUUAGAUCAAAUUCAACAACAACAGAAAAAUUUACAAAAAUUCAACAAAACAAAAACAAAAACAUCUAAGACUACCAAAAAGACUGUAGAAACACAAUUAUCUGAUACAAAUGAAAUGAAUAUCAAAGAAAAUACCACAACAGAACCGGUUAUUUCAAAUAAAUUAGCCGAAUUAUCUCUAAGAAGUAACUCGAUUGUAAGUGGAGGGUCAACAUUAGAAAAUGAAUACAGUGGUGAAAUAGAAGUCAAGAAAAGAAAUGAAAGGGAAAAAGAUAUAUCUUUCGAGAAGGAUAGAGUUGUGUCGAAUACAUCCACAAUGUUCCAUUCUCAAAUUCAGAAUAAUGAUACAUCUACCGACUUUUCAUCCUUGAAUGUGGAAAGUUUCCCAAUUGAUAAAAAUGGGUUUAUUGAUAUGAAUACACAUCAAAAAUAUUCUAGAAAUCCACAUAAUAUUAGUUCAAAUGGAGGUAACAUUAAUUCCCCUACAUUGAACAACAAACAAAAUAACAGAUUUAGUUUUAUUUCUUCAACAUCAACUGAUUAUGAAUUUUUAUUUGAUCAACAAGCUGUACCAAACGUCCACGGACCUCAAACAAUAAAUUCACAGCAACCACCACCAAAUCAUCAUCAACCUCAAUUUCCUUAUUCACAAUCUUCAGUAUCUAACUCAAACUCUAAUGUUAGAUCUGCACAAGAAAUGGAAACAUCCAAAUUAGACUUGAAAAUUAAGUACUUAGAAAUUGAAAUCCAGGAAUUGAAAUUACAAAAUGAAAAAUUGGUGAAUUCUAUGAAUGUUAACCGUACUACUGAAGACAACCUUUUGAUUGAGCUAUUGAGACAAAAGACAGGUGUAUCUGAGGAAAAUUCUAUAGCAGAUUCCAACUCAGAAUUCGGUUCUACCACGACGAGAAAGAAUAGAUCGAUGGAAAAGAAAGUUAAAAUGUUGGAAAAGAAAUUUGAGGAUUACAAGAAAGUCUUGGAGAAAUUGAAUUAUAUUGACCAAAAUAUGUCAAUCGAGGAUUCAACUCCAGUAGAUAUUCCUGACUUCAAAAGAAGAACAAGAAAAUCUAAAAGAAAUACGCUCAGAUUACCAAAAGUCUCUAGAAUCUCCAGAAUUUCCAGCAUUGACUUAAGGAGGAUAGAAGAAAAUUCUGAUUACUCCAGCUUAGUUAUUUCAUCUAAAAAUAACGUAUCAUCAAAUGAAGAAGAUUUAAUUGAUGAAUAUGAGGAAGGUUGCUUUGAUAAUUCGGAUUUAGACGAAGGGGAUGCCCUAGAAUACGAAGCUGACGAUGAGAAGGAAAGUCACCCAUUGAACAGAUCUAUUCAAUUAAUCAAGAAGAAUUCUAAAAGGGGUUUACAACUUCAUCUUCCAAUCCAGAAAUGA